Messenger RNA from Mercenaria mercenaria, 2842 nucleotides. Its product is annotated as stimulated by retinoic acid gene 6 protein-like. The transcript is spliced from 18 exons. Bases 231 to 2267 code for a protein of 678 amino acids. Gene Ontology annotation, cellular component: plasma membrane. The record is from RefSeq and is a predicted model, not a curated record. Gene Ontology annotation, molecular function: signaling receptor activity; retinol transmembrane transporter activity. Lineage: Eukaryota; Metazoa; Mollusca; Bivalvia; Venerida; Veneridae. Gene Ontology annotation, biological process: vitamin A import into cell.
CACUGCAAUACACAUUUGGUAUUAAAGUGUGUUUCAAAUACAUAUGCUCAUUACAUAAAUCCUCGAUAUUUAUGUAAAUAUAAGGAAUGCGUUUAUUGCAACACUGUGAGUUGCUCUAAUUAGCGACAAAUGACUGAAACAAUAGGAGUUAUUUCGUGAUUCGGAUAGACAAAACCACAGCAAGGUGCUGCUAAAGAUAGAUUUUGAAAGAUAGACAAAAGAAAAACACCAUGUCUGUAGAUGUGAAUUCCACGUUUUACCAGUACUGUCAGGACGAAGUGUUUGCGGACAAGAUUUCAGUUGACUACUACCAUUGGUUCCUUAUACCCGCAGUAGCAGUUAUCGCUCUUCUUUCGAUUUUGAAGAAAAGGAAAUAUGUUAAACCGAAUCUUCUAGGGGGACGCCCAGCAUUGGCGAGUCCGUUUGGUUUUCUGGAUGAGCCAAGGAACCGAUGGGGCACGAUGUUUGUAUUUGGUUCUGUGACUGGAAAUGUUAUACGCGUUACACUGAAAGUCUUGUCAAGCACAGUCAAAUUUCCAGUGUGGGCCAAAAUUUUUCUUGUGUACAUUCUUUGCCUGGAAGUGAGUGUUAUAUCAUACCCACUAUUUGCUUGUAUGACAAGUAGACACAAACUCAUCGGAGGCAUUACAGGUCUUUUGUACGCAUUUGGGUGGUUUGGUUACGAUUUUUUUGUAACAGUACAGACUGUCAGGUGUUAUACACAAUUUAUUGAUGCCGUGGUGAAUUUGAACAUAAAAUGGUAUAUAAUAGGGCAACAAGUGCCUAUUAUGAUAUGUAACUUCUUGGUUGUUCUGAAACUUUCCUGGAAAAUCUACAAAUGUUUUAAGAAAGGGAUUUACAAUGACUGCGAUCAGGACCAGUCCAAGCUGUGCAGACAUCACCAUCUUACAUAUGUUAAAAACUUGCUAAAGAGAAAUAGCCCUCAAAGAUGCGAUGGAACACGACUGCCCUUGGUGGAAAAGAUACAGAAUGUGAUUGUGCGCCCAGUUCCAGGAUUCCGAUUCCCGAUAUCAAUUAUAAUCACAGUAUUCAUGUCGGCUAUAAUGCUGUACUCGAUAAGUCUUACACUUGUUUAUGCUAUGGAUAUUAUUUCUAAAUACUUCAAGUCCCUCCCAGACAUUCCAGACCUUCUGCAAGCGGCCAAUGCUGUUGCUACUACUUUGACAGUACUGUGUGGAAUGAGGAAUAUCUAUAUUUUCCUUAUAAACUAUAGAACAGAUAUGUUGUCGUUGUACAAAGGCGAUCGGAGUUUUAUACCAGAAACUGUUCAUCACUCAACACCAGAUGUAUACAUGGCACACGGAAUGCGAUUCAUUGGGACAUCAAUAACUGGAAUGCUUUGGGGAAGUUUGCUAUGUUUUCUGAUGGUAUAUAUACCUCUGGCGACGAUGAUGAUUUUGGUCAAGCUUGUAGUAGUAUCGGGAAAAAUCAAGUAUCUGUGGCGUGAGUUUGAAUGGCUUGUUUAUCCAGUUUGUAUGAUUAUCAUUUUCAAGGUCCAGACUUUCUUUAUUGGGCGAUUUUUCAUGCAACCGAAAAUACACGAUAAUGACAAACACAGGCCUUUAGCUGUGGACAACAGGAACGCAUACAACAUUUUCAGUUUCUUCAUGGUGUUUCUGAAUGCCAGCGUAGGAGUGUUCUCGUUUCUGAAACGUAUUUUAGUUAGUGCAAUACUGGGUGUUUUUCUAAUACCACGGAUGGACCGCUGCUUGCUAAUGAGAGGUUACGAGGAUAAGGAUAAAUGUUAUGUAAAUUACAUUGGGAUGAUAAUGGUAGACGUUGCACAUAACCAUCCAGUUUUACGGACCUUCUGUCACCUCCUGAAAUCAGAGAUAGAGGAUAGGAUGGAAACGAAACAUCCUCGUUCUGGAGAACAUGCCAUUGACAGCUUUGCUAGGAACUCUUCUACAUCAUCUACAAAUAUCAGGAAUCGAAGAUGGUGGCUAGCAUAUACAUCAAUUCGAAACCCUUCAUUAUCUGUAAUGCGAGUUCAUGAGACAAAGAAGGACACCCAUAUCAAUCCUAUUGUUGAUCUGAAUGAAAUUAACUGUUCUAACAUUGAAUCGACAGAAGUCAAGAAUCAACCAGAAGACAUCUGGGACUGCUCCUGUAGGCCUAUAUGCUGUAAAGAGUACAAGUUUCGUAUUCCUCCAAAUUUGUUGACAAAUAUGUUUGCAGUUAUUGUUUUGCUAUCUAUCAUUAUUAUUAUUGCCUGUGCCUCUUUAUUAAUUAAUUCCAAUAUGUAGUAGAACUUAACUUGUGGUAGAGUGUGGGUUUGUACAUAAUCAAGCGAGUGAUACUGUAUAAAUAUGAACGUUACGUACAAUAUCUGAAAGCGAUUGUGCCUCAGUUUAUUUUGUGUUCAUUCUGAAUUAAGCGAAUUACGGCCGAAGGUCGAAUGACACUGGCCUUCCAUAUAUGACAGGUUUUAGCACAAUUACCAAAAUUUACAUAACUUACUUUCUUUUUCACAAGUUUUGCAAAGUUAGCUUGAUGUUGUCCUUUUUUUUUUUUUUUUGCUAUUGCACACGUUCAUCUAGACAAAGAAUGUUUCCUUGAAGUUUGCAUUAGUUUUUUUUGUAAUUUUAUUAGUGUCUUUUAAAAUUAUUACUGUAUUCUGUCAUACGAGGGAACCUCUUUGAAGGUCAGUAAAAUGGGUUUGAAGAGAUUCUAAAUAUGUACUCAUUGAGUUCGUACAUAGCUUAUUUAAAACGUUGAUCUUUUUAGAUCUGUUGCAUUAUAAUGUCAGUUCUUUUAUAUCUAAAUAUUUAACAAUGUUGCUUACCUACUUCCUUAACAUUAAUAGUUCUAAACAUGUCAA